UGUGUUUUUUUCUCUUUCCUUUUAAAAUCCAUGACAUUUUCCAUUACUGCAGUCACUCUCGUGAAACCCUAAACCAUGCAUCAAGAAAGCAGAACAUAAGGUAGAGAGGAAAAAGGUCGUUUCUCUCUCGGAUUCGAGCCGGGGCGUAAAGGGAGAGGAAACCCUAAAUCUGUAUCAACAAACCCCCUUCUCCAAUCGCGUCUAGGGUUUGCUAUCGAUACUCGGGAGAAUAUGGGUAAAGACAAUGGGCAGAAGAAGAACAAGAAGAGAAGUGACGACAACCAGAGGACCAUCGAGAAGGUGGAAACGCCGGAGCAGAAAACCCUAAACCCGCCGCAGCAAGAAGGGCAAGAAAACGGUAUUCUGAACAAGAAAAGGAAACGCCAAGAAGUUUUCCCCUUUGGAAACUACAGAAACUACUAUGGUUACCGAAUUAGUCAUGAUUCAGACGAGGAUCCUCGGCUUAAAGUUAUGAGGAAGGAAUGGUUUGAGGGCAAGGAUUGUCUUGACAUCGGCUGCAAUAGUGGCAUCAUAACGAUCCAUAUUGCUAAAAAGUUUCAGUGCCGCAGCAUUCUUGGAGUUGACAUUGAUUCAAGCCGUAUUGAGGAUGCUUACUGGCACCUUAGGAAGUUUGUGAGAACGCAGCAUUCUGCCAAGCGAGGUGAGAAGAAACCAAGUCCGGAGGUUUUAAACAGAGUAAAGAGUUCAGAGGAACCAUCUUUGACAUUGUCUAGCGCUGAGACAAAGGUGGAGAACCCAAGACAUCAAAACCUGUUGGAUAUUGUCUCUUUUCAGAAAGAGAAUAUUGUUCAGAGUAGAAAUCUCGACGAAAAUCGCUACGAUACAAUUCUUUGCUUGAGUGUGACGAAAUGGGUUCAUCUAAACUGGGGUGAUGAUGGUUUAAUCACCUUAUUUUCGAAGAUUUGGAGGCUCCUCAAUCCGGGAGGCACUCUUAUACUGGAACCUCAGCCUUGGAAAUCUUAUGAAAACAACCGCCGUGUCACUGAGACAAUUGCCAUGAAUUACCGGAAGAUUACUAUACGUCCAGAGCUUUUCCAAGAAAUUCUUCUUGAUAAGAUCGGGUUUAGAACUGUGGAAGAUCUGACGUCGAGCUUGUCGGGUGCUAACAAAGGAUUUGACAGACAGAUUCUUGCAUUCCAAAAAUAACUCAGGUGCGAAUCAUGCAAGAGCAAGUUAAUUUUUUUCACAGAGCUUCGGUGUUCUUUUUUCUCGUUUUUCAGAAGCAUUCUGUAAGCACAAAACAUAUAUAUAGCAUUUGACAUCUAAUUAUAUAUAAUGGUAUGGUUUUGUGUGAAGAUUUGGUCUUAUUAGCUGCAAAUUGCAAUGGGAUAUGUAUACGAGGAAUUUGUGUGUUACUUUUGCUCGUGGGGUUUUAUACCACCAAAGUCUAUGAAAAAUGUGAAGUUUUAA
Molecule: messenger RNA, 1431 nt
Organism: Tarenaya hassleriana
Lineage: Eukaryota; Viridiplantae; Streptophyta; Magnoliopsida; Brassicales; Cleomaceae
Product: probable RNA methyltransferase At5g51130
Exons: 8
Coding region: 232-1167 (311 amino acids)
Biological process (GO): snRNA modification
Molecular function (GO): snRNA binding; O-methyltransferase activity; RNA methyltransferase activity
Source: RefSeq, a predicted model, not a curated record